ACUCCUACCCAUGAUGAAAUGUUGAAGGCCCAAGCCUGGCAGAGCUUCUGCAGCAAACCAUGAAAUGUGUCAUGAUGGGAAGAUGUCAUUUCACAGCACACCUCCUUGUCUCCUAGCUCCUACAUUCUUUCCACCCCUUCUUCCACAGUGUUUCCUGAGCCCUGAUACAGACGCCUUGCUUAAAGCUGAGUACUCCAUCACUGAUUCUCCGGACUUUGACCAGCUGAGGACAAGAGAGCUAAGACUACCAGAGUGCUUUCUGUUCAUCUUUACUGACUGACGACCUGAAAACGCUAUGGCUCGUUUCUCAACGUACAUCAUCUUUACCUCUGUCCUCUGUCAGCUAACAGUCACAGCAGCUUCUGGAACUCUGAAGAAGGUGGCCGGUGCCCUUGAUGGAUCUGUGACAUUCACUCUGAAUAUCACUGAAAUAAAGGUUGACUAUGUUGUAUGGACGUUCAACACAUUCUUUCUUGCCAUGGUAAAAAAAGACGGCGUUACAUCACAAAGUAGUAACAAAGAAAGGAUAGUCUUUCCAGAUGGACUCUACUCCAUGAAGCUCAGCCAAUUGAAGAAGAAUGACUCUGGAGCCUACCGUGCAGAGAUUUACAGUACAUCGAGUCAGGCUUCCUUAAUCCAGGAGUAUGUGCUGCAUGUCUACAAGCAUUUGUCAAGGCCCAAGGUCACCAUAGAUCGGCAAAGCAACAAGAAUGGCACCUGCGUAAUCAAUCUGACAUGUUCCACGGAUCAGGACGGGGAGAAUGUAACCUACAGCUGGAAAGCUGUGGGGCAGGGGGACAAUCAGUUUCAUGAUGGUGCCACCCUCUCCAUCGCCUGGAGAUCAGGAGAGAAAGACCAGGCCUUAACAUGCAUGGCCAGGAAUCCAGUCAGCAACAGUUUCUCAACCCCCGUCUUUCCCCAGAAGCUCUGUGAAGAUGCUGCCACGGAUCUAACUUCACUCAGGGGCAUCCUAUACAUCCUGUGCUUCUCAGCAGUGCUCAUCCUAUUUGCUGUCUUGCUGACUAUUUUUCAUACUAUGUGGAUAAAGAAAGGAAAAGGAUGUGAGGAAGACAAGAAGAGAGUGGACAGGCACCAGGAAAUGCCCGACUUGUGCCCUCACUUAGAGGAGAACGCAGACUAUGACACAAUCCCUUACACGGAAAAAAGAAGACCAGAAGAAGAUGCACCAAACACAUUUUAUUCCACUGUGCAGAUCCCCAAAGUGGUAAAGAGUCCCAGCUCCCUGCCUGCAAAGCCACUCGUGCCAAGGUCAUUAAGCUUUGAAAAUGUUAUCUAGAUGACAGCACUCCGUCCUCUCCAGAAAAAAACAAAACAAAACAAAACUGCAAAACAAACAAAACCUCACCAUUCUGAGCAGAAAUGAAAACUUCUGUCAAAGACUGAAUGUAAAUGUCUCCCCGCCAGACCCACAUGUUUGCAUCCAGACAGAGAAGUUCAGGCUCAAGGGCUUUCAGGGUACAAUGACUCUUGGGGACUGGGAUACAGCCCAUUCAGACAUUCUGACUAAGAAUCUCUCUAUGCCCAUCCUGUCUCCGGUAAUGAUGAAUGAGGCUGUGCUCAUAGACAGUGGACUAAUUUGUCUGAUGAAGAAAUUUUUGACAAAGCACAGCAUUUGGCUGUGGCACAGCCAUGUUCGCUGUUUUUAUUCACAUUUAUAGCUGUAUGUAAAUAAUCUCAAUCAUUCAGUUCCCAGAUAAAAGACACAUAACCUUUUAUAUUUAUUAUAAGCCUUUAUAGACUAGAGCUGGGCAGAUAUCUACCCUCUAAGCUAUUUUUGCCUACUUCCCUAUCAAUAACCCCAAGAUAUAAUUUGCCAUGUUCCAUCUAGGCUGCUCUUACUCCAAUUGGCCCAGCCCUUAUGGCCAUAUUUUCAUGAUUCCCCAACACAAUGGUGUCUUCUCUCUCCACCGUCUCUCCUCAUGAACCUCCUGCCUCAGAUCCCAAGCCUGGGAACCAAAACCUCACCUCCCUCUCUUCUGCCCUGCUAUAGGCUGCCGACAUCUUUAUUCACCCAGUAGUUUUAAAUUAAGGAGCAGGGAAACAUGGUAUCACUUUGUGUAGGUGAGGAUUCUCUAGUCCCAGAGGGCAACCAGACCUUGGGGACCAGUGACAAGUAUUACAAUACAUAGCAACAGACCAAACCUCAGCAGAACUCAAAACAAAGAAAAGGAACAGGAAGAUGGGAAAAGCAUGCAGGUUGAUAGACAGCAUGAAGGGUUUUCAAAUGGGUUUUUCAGCUUCGACUGUAAUGGUUAAAGGGAUGAGCCCAGACUGUGCCCUAGGACAAGAGAAAGGGGACACUGAGAGCUAAACCCUGUCUUUCAAAAACCCUAUUCAAAAAAGCUUUCAUUUAAAAGAAAGAAUGCCUGAACACAGAGUGUCCCACAUCGCACAUCAGACUGUGGAAGUGUUUCUCUGGGUUCUCACGGUUCUCAGAGGCUGCUGGAGCCCUGACCCAAGCAGGUAUGGCUCCAUCCUGGAGUGACAGCAGAACUCAGCAAUGUCCACACGUGCAGAAUGUAAACUCUGGGGAGCCACUGAAGCUUGCACUAAGGUUCCAGGGGAGGAAAACCAGGCAACGUGUAUCGAGGUUGGGCUUUCUGAAUGGACCUGCCUUGUAAGCCUGCAUAAAACUAUGAAGGCAAAGCCUAACUUGCAGUUUAGACUCCAGGAUGCUGGAGCUGCCUAAAACAUAAAGGAUGCUGGAGCUGCCCAGAACAUAAAGCAUCUACUAAGAAAAUUUUCAGGCACUGAAAACACCCGAGAAAGAGGCCACGUGUGGUUUUGGUUGGAAGGUCAUGGAAACAGGCCUCCUCAAACCCAUUGGAACAUACAUGAUGAUACCAUGUACCCAAGAUGCCAGAUACGGAGCUUCAAGGCUUAUACCUCUCUGCUGAGUUUUCUCCUAUCUUUGGCUCUUUCUUUGCCACGCCCCAUCCCUCCCUUUUGGAAUGUGAAUGUUUCCUCUGCCAUUGUGCAUUGAAAGUAUGUGAGUUUUCUAUUUUUUAAGAGCUCACAACUAGGACUUUGCCUUACAUCUCAUAAAAGACAUUGGACAUUGAACUGUUAUGGCUAGGGACUCUUGAAGUUAGAUGGAAUGUGUUUUGCAUUGUGUGAUGACCGUAGGCAUAUUGAGCCAAGACCUGUGAGCCAAGACGGGAGUGUUAUGGAUUGAGUCGAAAAGAUUCAAGGUUGCGGGCUUGUGUGGUUCAACACUUGGUGUUAUUUAAGGGUGCUGUAGACCCUAUAGAAGAUAGAGUCUGUCUGCAGACGGUGAGUCUCCAGGAGGCAGGCCUAGAAAGUGACAGUCACUCCUGGCUCUGGGCAAGCCUUCUGCUCCACCUCAGGCAGAAUCCUGUCCACCAUGUUAUGAAGAAGCAGACAUUGCAAACUCCCUCCAACACAGGCCAAGCCCCUAAAGCCGCCAUGCCUCUGAUGACAAUGGAUUAUAACCUCUAGAACUCAAAAUCGAAAGCAGGCCCUUCCCCUGUAAGUUGCUCCUGCCAGGAUUUUGGCAGUGUGGUAGCUGAUACCACUUCCUUCCAGAAUAAGCUAUUCUCAGCCUCUUUGGACUCUGAGGUUCAUCGUCCAAUUGCUGAGAACUCUCCUCAAACCCAGAAUCUGUAUUCCUUUCUGCCAGUGUGACUGAAUCUGUCAGUUAGCCCAGAGAAAAUGACUGGGAGAUGCCUGAAAUUGCUCCAAAUAAGUCUAUUAAUUUAUUAAUGGAACCAGCAGCUAUGAGCCAGGUGCUGUGUUACACUUUCAUGGAUUGUUGCAAUACACUCACUCUUGCUUGAUAUCUCAUGAACCACUUUAUAGGGCGCCACAGAAAUACUAACUACGGAGUCCCAGAAGGGUAUGUAGGUACCAAUGGCCAAAAUGCACAAGGACAGAAAAUCCAAACAUACACCUAUGUUUGUCUGGUACCAUUUGAGGUCCUUUAAAGCAGAUGAUGGAGGACAAGGACCCCUCAUCUGGACUUCAACUAUACCUACAUGCUCCAAGGGAACCGUGUACGCCCUGAGCCUACAGAGGAGUCCAUCUUUAAAAAUAGAGAAAUAGCCUGCAUACAAAUUUUUGAUCUAGUCUAAGACCUAGCAUCACAGAUAGAGUCUGGGGUUUGAUGGCUUGAAAACCUUUACAGUUGUGUUUGUUUGUUUGUUUGUUUGUUCCCAAUGAGUCUUUAUUGAGAACCUCUACUAGGUUAGUCUUCUAGGUAAAACAGACAUAUAUCCUCCCCCAAAAAAUCUUAUUUUCUUUUUCUAGUGUCAUGGAAGAGACAUGGGAACAGGUAGAGUAAGGGUGUGUGUGUGUGUGUGUGUGUGUGUGUGUGUGUGUGUGUGUGUGUGUGUGUGUGUAUUUGAUGUGCUCCCAGAACAAGAACUACAUGUCUUCAUGAGAAUGCUGAAAGGGAACUAAGGUUCCAGGGUUGAGGGAUAUGAAAUCAAGGAGACAAAUCUAUGUUUAAAAGAGAAGAAGCCAAGAUGCUGUCUUGAGCUGAUGGGAGGGGAAGUGAAAGCUAAAAAUAGGAUGUAUUCCCCAACACGUGGCAACUCUGUCAUAACCACAAAGAGCUGAGCUAGGCUUUGCCCAGAGCUGCCUAGGCAUCUGUCCAAGGCACAGUUGUGAAUGCUACUAAGCACUGUGUGCUAAUUACUGUGUUUAUUACUUUACUUUUAUGAAUAAAUAAAAUAUUAUUUAAAUAAAAUCAGUACGUAUUAAGGAAGGGUUCCCUGAAAUUCUCUCAAAGGUGAGAGGUAAGGCGCAGAGCAGCAUCUGAAGAGAACUAUUUACAGUAUGGCCGGAAGAAGCCAGGGCUUCACAUUGGUCCAGGUGGUUGUGAGUUUUAUCUGUAGUUUAGUCUGUAGUUUUAUCUCCAUGACCCACGUCCUCUGUAUUGAUCAUUUUAAAGGCACUGCAGAAUUCGCAUACAGAAAACAUGUGUUGUGUUGCUAUUUGCAGUAGACACACUCUGGAGACUGCCUAAAAGUGAGGUGGGAAAUGAGGGUUACGUGAGCGCAGGCUUUAAGAGCACAGGCUUUAAGAAUGCAGGGCAGAGUGCCAGAGAGGCAGCUCAGCAGUUAAAAGGACUGGCUGGUUUUCCAAAGGACUCAGGCUUAAUCCCCAGCACUGAGGAGGUGGCUCACAACCAUCUGUAACUCCAGUUCCAGGGCAUCUGGUGCCCUCCUUUGGUUUCCAUGGGCACCAGGCAUGUACACGGUACAUACAUAUACAUACCAAUAAAAUGUCUAUACACAUAAAA
This is a messenger RNA of Mus musculus (house mouse), 5284 nucleotides long. It is a transcript of the gene Slamf7, whose product is annotated as SLAM family member 7. The coding region runs from base 296 to 1297 and encodes 333 amino acids. The transcript is spliced from 8 exons. The record is from RefSeq and is marked validated. Lineage: Eukaryota; Metazoa; Chordata; Mammalia; Rodentia; Muridae. Gene Ontology annotation, cellular component: membrane.